This is a messenger RNA of Pyrus x bretschneideri (Chinese white pear), 4165 nucleotides long. RefSeq names its product disease resistance protein RPV1-like. Bases 520 to 3798 code for a protein of 1092 amino acids. The transcript is spliced from 5 exons. The record is from RefSeq and is a predicted model, not a curated record. NCBI's taxonomy places the organism in Eukaryota, Viridiplantae, Streptophyta, Magnoliopsida, Rosales, Rosaceae. Gene Ontology annotation, molecular function: ADP binding. Gene Ontology annotation, biological process: defense response; signal transduction.
CCGUGCCCCCUUCCUCCUCUUUUUCGUUUGAACUUUUUGCAGCCGCUGCUACUUGGAGCCACAGAGACCACCGAGAGAGAGAACAUCCAUUGGAGACAACAUCAAGUUUCUUCUGGUCCUCUCCUUGGAUAUUAACUGCACCCUGAACCCCAAUCAAGUUGGAAAUGCCGGCCCUCUGCAGCAGAGAGACGAUCCGUUUGCAUUCCAACGAAAUGCUAGAGAGCAUGUGAUCUUAGGUUCAAUUGGGGUUGCAGCGGCGCUAAUUCUGAGAUUUCCUUCCCUCACGUGGUCAAUUGGAGUUGAAAAAAUGGGAGAGUUGUAGUGGUAGCUGAAGCUCGGGUCUGUGGAUCAAUUAGAGGAAAACUUGAGGAGUGGGCGAGGCUUCAGCGAAGUGGGUUGCUGCAGGAAGCUAUAGGCGUGGGUUUUGUGGUUGCUUAGAGUCCUACCACUUUGCUGUCCUCGUCUUCCUCCUCUUCUCUAUCGGCCUUGUCUUUCGCCAAAUGAACAUCUCGGUCCCCGAUGAAGCCUCCUCUUCAUCAUCCCCCACCUCCUCGUCCUGCUCCUCGAAGGGUUCGCUCUACGUCGAAGGGUUCGCUCUACGAUGUGUUCAUAAGCUUCAGAGGCGAAGACACACGUAAAAGCUUCAUAAGCCACCUCUAUAAAGCAUUAACAAAUGCCGGAGCCCACGCCUUUAUUGACGACGAAGAACUAACAAGAGGAGAAAAUAUAAAUACCGACCUAGUGCGGGCAAUCCAAGGUUCUAAGAUCUCUCUCAUCGUCUUCUCAAGCCGGUACGCGGACUCCAGCUGGUGCCUCGAUGAGCUGCUUCAUAUCAUGGAGUGUAGAACAACGCUGGGGCAAAAAGUUAUACCGAUAUUCUAUGACAUUGAUCCUUCGGAUGUCAGGCACCAGAAAAAUAGUUUUCAUAUAUCGUUUCUGAAACAUACAGAUAAAAAGAAUGUAGCGAGAUGGAGAGCUGCACUUACUCAAGCUGCAAAUUUGUCUGGCUGGGAUUCCCGGAAAUUUGAGGAUGACGCAAAGUUGAUCAGUAUGAUUACUAUUGGCGUCUGUUUCGAACUGAACAAGACAUAUUUAGACGUAGCGCCCUACCAAGUCGGAAUAGAUUCCCGAGUGUUAGAUAUUAGUAAAUAUUUAGGCGUUGGAGAUUCAGAUGGUGUUCGCGUGAUUGGAAUUUCAGGCAUGGGUGGAAUAGGAAAAACAACAAUUGCCAGAGCUGUUUAUAACGAAUUUUAUGACAAGUUUGAACAUAAAAGUUUCCUUGAAAAAGUGAGGGAAAAGGCAGUAGAAAAAUUGCAAAAACAACUUCUUUCAGAUAUCUUGCAAAUGACCAAGACAAAGGUAAGCAGUGUCGCUGCAGGUACCGCCUUGGUAGGGGAAAGAUUUCGACGCUUAAAGGUACUUGUCAUAUUUGAUGAUGUAGACGAUGUGAAGCAGCUACGCGAAUUAGCUGGAAAUCGCCGCUCUUUUGGCCCAGGGAGCAGAAUUAUCAUCACAACAAGAAACAAACAUAUGCUACAAGAAUUUGAAGUUGAUAAGAUAUAUCCGGCGAAAGGAAUGGAACAAGAAGAAGCUCUUGAGCUCCUAAGUUGGCAUGCUUUCGGAAGUAAGUAUUGUCCGAGUGGAUAUCUCAAGCUUGCAAGAGAAGUUGUCGAUUACUGUGGAGGACUGCCAUUGGCUCUUCAAGUUUUAGGUUCGACCCUGUUCAAAAGAAGCAUAGGAGAGUGGAAAAGUACAUUGGAUAAACUGGAAAAAAUUCCUCCUCGAAGAAUUCAUGAACAGCUGAAAAUAAGCUACGACGGGCUAGAUGAUUACGAGAGGGAGAUAUUCCGCGAUAUAUCGUGUUUCUUUAUUGGGAUGGACAAGAAUGAUGUCAUGCAAAUCUUGGAUGGUUGUGGCUUUUCUGCAACGGCAGGAAUCGAGGUCCUCCAUGGACGGUGCCUUGUAACUGUUAGUAGAAAAAACAAGCUAAUGAUGCAUGAUUUGCUUCGGGACAUGGGCAGAGAAAUCGUGCGUGCAGAAAAUCCCAAGUAUCCUGAAAAACGGAGUAGGUUGUGGCGUCCUGAAGAUGUAAAAGCUUUAUUGAUAGACAAUUCUGGAACUGAAGAAAUUGAAGGACUGUCUUUGAAUUUGCCGAGUCAUGAUGAAGAGACUAGUUUCAGCACUGAGGCAUUUACAAAUAUGAAGAGACUGAGAUUGCUCCAACUCAAGUACAUUCAGCUCACAGGAGAAUAUCAUUGUCUCUCCAAAAAAUUAAAAUGGUUGUGCUGGCGUGGAUUCCCUCUAAAGUUCAUACCAAAAGACUUGUGUCAACCAAAUAUAGUUGCUAUUGACAUAAGAUAUAGUAGCCUCAGACAAGUUCUUUGUGAGGCAUCCGGGUUGCUUGAAAAGUUGAAGAUUCUAAAUCUCAGCCAUUCUCAUGACCUAACACGAUCACCGGACUUUUCAAAACUCCCAAAUCUUGAGAAAUUGAUACUCAAAGGUUGUAAGAGAUUGUCUAAUGUUCACGAAUCGAUUGGAGAUCUGAAGAGUCUAUUUUUGGUAAAUUUGGAAGGCUGCAAAAUGCUUAAGAAUCUCCCUAAUACUUUUUAUAAGCUGGAAUCUGCUAAAUUUGUUGUUCUUAAAGGUUGUUCAGAAUUCAAAAACUUGUCUGAGGACUUAGGAAAAAUGUCAUCCUUGACAACUCUUGUUGCAGAUGAGACGGCCAUAACAGAAGUACCAUCGUCCAUCGCACGACUGGGGAACCUUCAGUCCUUAUCUCUGCGUAACAUGAGGUCGUCUUUGAAGUUACCUCCUUCGUUAAUGGGCAUGCACGCAUUAAGAGAAUUAGAUCUUAGUGGCGGCAAUUUAAAGGAAAUUCCUAACGAUAUCAGGAGUCUAUCUUCUUUGGUAUCAUUACUUCUGGACCGCAAUGGUUUCCAUAGCCUUCCAAGCUUCAGUAGCCUCUCCAGGCUUCUAAGACUAAGCCUGAAUGGUUGCGAAGACCUGGUUGAAAUCACUGAUGAUUUACCACCAAAUUUGAGUCUCUUGAGUAUGAAUGACUGCACUGCACUAGAAAGAAUGCCAAAUUUAUCAGGAUGGCCGAGAGUUGUGGCUCUAGAUGGUUCCUCCAAUCUCAUUGAGUUUCAGGGCUUGGACAGGGCGUUAAACACGGGUAUGAUACUUGGCAUGCGAGCGCACAACAGAAUCUCUGAAUUCCUAUUCAAGGAUAGCACACUACAGGGAUGGACUGGUACUGGAUAUAUUUAUCUUCGAGCAAAUCAUAUUCCGACUUGGUUCAAUAUCGUCAACAAGAAGGGUGACCGAGUCUAUUUUCAAGUGCCUCAUGAAAUCGGUUAUAAGUUAAAAGCGUUGGCCGUGUGCUUCUCUUGUCGUCCUCAUAAGUUGAACUCUCCUUUGACAUAUUCCAUUUCUGUUAUCAAUCAUACCAAGUGCACUUGCAUUCAUGCCGAUGUAUCCGAUUUCUAUCCGCCUGCUCGCUUGGAAGAAUACCUUUGGAUGGGACAUUUCUCAAACGACGACUUCAAAUUGGAGGGCGGCGACUCCGUCCAUGUUAUUGUACAAGCCCGAGACACUGAGACUGGGUUCAUCAGGGUGGAGAAAACAGGGGUACGUCUAGUAUCUGACAAACGUAUCAACUUCAGCUUUUCGUCUAUUCAUUACGGUUCCAUCUCUUAUGAUGAGGCCAUCAACAAAUUUUAUGAUGAUGAUCAUGAUCAUGCCGAUCAUGACAAUGACGACGAUCAUGCCGAUCAUGACGAUGACGAUGAUGAUGAUUGAUCAUGAUGAUGAUGACGACAAGGACGACGCUGACGAUCAUUUAUCAUAGACCAUUAGAGAUUGAGGUUUGAUACCUGUAUUUGACUACAGAGACGGCUCAGCUUUCACCUAGUGUGGUUAUAUAAUUUCUUUAAAAAUGCAUUCACUUAGUGUGGUUAAUACCUUUUUAUUUUCAACUGUUGUGGUGGUGGUUAAUUUCUAUCAUCAAUGCAUUUUUAAGUUUUGGAAAAGCAAUUUAAAAAAGAAAUACUUGAGACAUGUCUUCAAUGAGCGAGCAUAUGGGGGCUGGAAGUGGUCGUUUAACACUUGAGAUAUGACUUUCAUAUGUCUCAUUGUUGUCAUUUAGGGAUCAUGAGUGGUCGUUUAA